Molecule: messenger RNA, 4197 nt
Organism: Nannospalax galili (Upper Galilee mountains blind mole rat)
Lineage: Eukaryota; Metazoa; Chordata; Mammalia; Rodentia; Spalacidae
Gene: Spatc1l
Product: spermatogenesis and centriole associated 1 like
Exons: 4
Coding region: 2989-3999 (336 amino acids)
Source: RefSeq, a predicted model, not a curated record
UGAGCCAUCUCUCCAGCCCCGCUUUUGGUCAGUGUUUUAUCACAGCAACAGAAAUGAAACAGACAAUCUGUAAGGACAGGUCCCAACAUCAACCAACAUAAAAGUUCCCUGGCAUUUGUGAACACUAUGUAAAACAGUGGAGACCAACACAUUUCAAGUGCCUGUGCAUCAUUCACCGAGAGUCUUCAUAAGUAGGAAUGUGUGGGUUUUGUUUUGUUUUACCACAAUGAAGGUAAAAGAGAAAUCAAGAGAUUUGGAAAAUUCCAAAGACUUGGAAGUUAAGCAACAGACUUCUAAAUAAGUUAUGAUCAAAGAUGAAAGCCGGAACAACAUGGAGGGACUGACAUUACUCAUACAGGUUAUUUCUAGGCUAUGAGUUGGGAAGGUGAGCUUUGCCUGUGUGGCCAAUAGUUCUUGCAUUUAUAGUCUCAUCUCUUCCCCUCAGUCCUUUGCUUUAGAUCCACUUGAUUAGUCAUCUGAUCACUGAUUAGUCAUGUUAUCGGGAGUGCCAGUUCCUAAGAAAACUAGUGUCUACUUGAUUGGCUUUAACUUCAUCUUUAUGCAUAGCAUAAUGUUUCUACUAUUUUUAAAAUUGAUAUGAUUUAUAAAUUGAUCUUGAUUUUGUCAAAUAAAAAUAUCUUCCAAAAAUAAAAAAGAUCCAGGGGUGUUAGGGAGAUGGUUCAGGGCUUAAAAGCACUAGUCACACAAGACCUGAACAAUCUUAAGUUUGAUCCCUGGAACCAUGUAAAAAGCCAGAUGCUGUGGUGUAAAUCUGCAGAGGCAGGAGAAUCAGCCUGAAAUUUGGACAACUAGCUUGGAGUACACAGCACAUCAGCAGAAAUGGGUUACCUAAUCUCAACAAGGGGAAAGCAAGAACCAACUCUGAAAAUUAUCCUCUGACCUCCAUAGGCAGGCACGCACACACACACACACACACACACCAAGAGGAGAGAGAGAGAGAGAGAGAGAGAGAGGAGAGAGAUAUGAAUGUGUAUGUUGGGGCUAUGUACUGUAUUGUUCCAAUUCUGUGGCAGUCUAGAAAAGACAAAUUGGAGACAGUAGAGUUAUCCCUGGUUGCCAGGCAUUGGGAACAGUGAGGAAUGAGGCAGAGUGCAGAGGUUUCUCAAGGCCAAACUAAGCUGUUCUAUAGGAACUGCAAUAGACAUGUCACCAUUGUACAUUUGUUCAAACCCAUAGAACACACAGCUCCAAGAGGGGACCUGCAUGCACAAUGUGGACUGGGUGUUAGGGACAUGUCACUGUAGGACUAUUGGUUGCAGCAAAUGGAUUGUCAGGUUCAGGGUACUGAUGGUAGGGGGACAUGUAUGUCGGAGUAUGGGAUGUGCAGGUAGUCUCUGUACCUUUCUCUCAACAUUGCUAUGAACCUGCAACUGUUCUUUAAAAAUAAAGCCUUUAAAAUGACAAGUGCACAGGAGAAAAAAAAAGAUAUUUCAAGCUGAAUGAAAAACAUGACAUCAAAAUUUGUAGGAUGUCCAGGCAUGGUGGCACAAGCCUUUAAUCCCAGCACUCAGGAGGCAGAGACAGAUGAAUAUCUGUGAGAUUAAGGUCAGCCUGGUCUACAUGGUCAGCUGGGACUACAGGAAGACCCUAUCUCAAAAAGACCAAAAAAAAAAAAAAUUGUAGGAUGUAGCUAAAGCAUGCAGUAAAUAAGGAUUUAAAAUUGAUCUAUUUUAGGAAGCUUUAAGUGGGGAAAAAGUAAUAAAAUAAGAGCAAAAAGUCAAAUUCAGUAAAAAAGUGAACAAAUCCAAAAGUUGGGGUUUUGAAAAGAUUAACAAGCUUCUAAUCUGAUCAUAUGAAAGGGAAAAAAAAAAAAAAAAAGAACUUGUAUCUAAAAUAGUAAAAAGCAUACUGCAGAUCCCAAAGGCAGGAAGCUAUUUCCCCACCUUGCUUUCCCAGGCUCAUGCUCAACCCUGCCCUCCACACUGCUUCCCUUCUCUGGGUCCACAUCUCUCAGUUCCCCUGCUUGCUGUGUCCUGGUUGAAACACUGCCCUACUCCGGCCUCACCUCAUACUGCUCUUCUCCUCAUUGCUUUUCUAUUUUCCUACCUUGUCUGGUUCUACCUAUGGGAAAGAUGAGACCAUCUGGGUACCUUAAAUUAGUCUACUUGGGACUGAAUCCCACAGUUCCAUGAGUAAUUGUCAAGGGUCUUGAAAGACAUUGUAAUGCCUUAAACCUUUUCAUGAGGGGAAUGUGAUCAGUAGACCUCUACUUCCAGCCCUGUCAGGGCUUAGCCCUAGAGCCUGAGACUGUGGGGCUAUCGUGGGGUUGUCCUGGGCUGGUCACCUUUGUCUUCAUGGCCCCUUCCUCAAGCAUAGGUCCCAGGGGUGAGCCUCAAAACACAUACAUACCAUAUGCCAUGCAUGUUCUGGAAUCCCUACUAGCCUAUGUGCCUGUGGAGUCAGGAAAUGGCAUUAGGUUCAUCUCUCAUAGGCACGUGCCAUGGGAAGGACGCUGCACAUGCCACUCAGAUGAUGGCCAAGCCUCCACUGUGGUCUGCGGACUUCACGUAGUGUGGACAGCCUGAGCCUCCCAUACUCUGUUCUGCUGGCUGCCCCUGUAAGGUGUUAGCAAGGUCUGGCCUUGGGGUCCUGUCCUCCCUGCCUAGGGUGCUUCCUGGGAGCUCAACCUCUAAUCUUAGAAUCUCAUACUUCCUCUCUGUGCCCUUGGCACUCUCAGUCCCUGUCUGUGUUUUGAGAUACUUGCCUGCAUAUUCUGUAUGUAUCUGGUAUCUCUGCAUAUCACCAGGCCCGGGCUGGGCUGGAGUUGGCUGUGAGGUAUCAGAAGUGCAGAGGAAGAAGGAUGUUGACUCCAUGGUUCUGCCUCUUUAAAGGUGGCGACAUCACAAGGCUGUGGAAGGCCAGGCAUUGUGAAACUCCAUUGUCUUGGACUGUUUCUGUGGGGUCUGCAGGCUCUGUGUUUCCAUCUUCAUGGGGUUGCAGGCCCAUACCUGAGCACCUUAGGACACCAUGGCAGAGGGCAGUGAGCUGAUGAACAGGCUCAUGAGUGAGAAUGCAGACUUGAAGAAGCAGGUGCGCCUUCUGAAGGAGAACCAGAUGCUGAAGCGGCUGCUCAGUGAAAGUUGCCGGGAGAGCUGUGGCCUUGGGGGCCGGGACCUGCUCUUUCCCAAGGCCCCCACCUACCCUGAGGCCUGCUCCCCUGGGAGUGGAGGUCCAGACUUUGGAAGAUUUACCAGUGUUCCUGAGACAUCCUCCCUAGAGGACUUGCUGUGGUCACAUGCUCCACUCUCCAGUGAAGAUGAGGCCUCUCCAGGCUGUGGAACUACCUCUCAAGUGACUUUCAAGGCCCUCCUCAGUCCUCCAGAACUGCAUGCUCGAGUUGCUGACAGGAAGCUGUCCCCACUCCUGAGUACCUUGCAGGAUCCACUGGCUGACAAAACCCUGCUUAAGCCCAGGGAAAUUGUGCGGCCUAAGAAGGUGUGCUUCUCAGAGAGCAGACUGCCCACUGGGGACAGGACCAGGAGGAGCUAUUACCUCAAAGAGAUCCAGAGCUUUGCGGGAACUGAGAAGGACGGCCGCAUUGUUGGGGAGAUCGCCUUCCAGCUGGACCGGCGCAUCUUGGCCUAUGUGUUCCCAGGUGUGACGCGGCUCUAUGGCUUCACAGUGUCCAACAUUCCUGAGAAGAUCAAGCAGAUCUCUAUCAAGUCCCUGGAUGGCUCUGUGGAUGAGAAGAAGCUGCGCGAGCUGACACAUCGCUACGUGACACUGACUACACGGCUGGAGAAGUUGGGCUACAGCCGGGAGGUGCACCCAGUAUUCAGUGAGUUCCUCAUCAACACCUAUGGCAUCCUGAAGCAGCGGCCCGACCUGCGGUCUAACCCGUUGCACAGCAGCCCAGCAGCACUGCGCAAGCUGGUCAUUGACAUCGUGCCACCCAAGUUCCUGGGUGAUUCCCUGCUGCUGCUAAACUGCCUGUGCGAGCUUUCCAAGGAGGACAGCAAGCCGCUCUUCGCCUGGUGAGCCACUGGCCUCGCAUCUUCCUGCAAUAAACAUGUUUGUUCCAAACGGGCCACCCGCGUACUCCAGCAUGGGAAGCCAUCUGCCCAACUGCCUGGGGAGAGGUCUCCGUGCAUGCGCUUAUCCUGGGCACCAGCAGCCUGGGUCGCGCAUAGUCGCGGGGCACUUGUUACCUUAUUAAAAACUUAUUUGUUUGCCUUA